This is a messenger RNA of Telopea speciosissima, 354 nucleotides long. Its product is annotated as ribosomal protein S19, mitochondrial. The transcript has a single exon. The record is from RefSeq and is a predicted model, not a curated record. Gene Ontology annotation, cellular component: ribosome; cytosolic small ribosomal subunit. The coding region runs from base 1 to 354 and encodes 117 amino acids. Gene Ontology annotation, biological process: ribosomal small subunit assembly; translation. Gene Ontology annotation, molecular function: RNA binding; structural constituent of ribosome. NCBI's taxonomy places the organism in Eukaryota, Viridiplantae, Streptophyta, Magnoliopsida, Proteales, Proteaceae.
AUGAAGGAGGAGAAGGAGGAGGAGGAGGAGCUAAUUCGGACGGAAUCGAAGCGAAGAAAUUCUGAGUUCAUGCCACGACGAUCUAUAUGGAAGGGCAGUUUUGUUGAUGCAUUCCUGUUGAGAAUGCAGAAGAAAAGAGAUCUUCUUUUGAACAGGAAAAUUUGGUCACGUAGAUCUUCUAUUUCGCCGGAAUUCGUUGAUUGCUCCGUACGAAUUUACAAUGGAAAAACUCCUGUUCGUUGUAAGAUCACUGAAGGAAAGGUUGGUCAUAAAUUUGGAGAGUUUGCUUCUACACGGAAACGAAGACCUUCGAGAACAAAUAUUGGACCGGGAAGAAAAAAGGGGAAAAAGUAA